Molecule: messenger RNA, 3678 nt
Organism: Emiliania huxleyi CCMP1516
Lineage: Eukaryota; Haptophyta; Isochrysidales; Noelaerhabdaceae
Exons: 3
Coding region: 1-3678 (1225 amino acids)
Biological process (GO): hormone-mediated signaling pathway
Cellular component (GO): plasma membrane
Molecular function (GO): protein binding
Source: RefSeq, a predicted model, not a curated record
AUGUGGUUCUCGUUGAGUCUGGUUCUCGUGGCCGUCGCCACGGGGCAGCAGCGGCGAGUCGCUAGUGUGGAGAUUCCGGCCGAGUGCAGCGGCUGCGACCCUGCCGGCCAGCCCGCCACGUGGACGUUGCACGCCUCGACGAACUGCUACGCCGGCUUUGGCGCGGAGGACCUCGAGACGCCGCGGGGGAAUCCGUGUUGUAAAUGUGCAUCAAUCGACGACUGCUUUGCGCAGUGCGCCGCGACGGCGGGCUGCGAGGCGGUCGUCGUCACGUCGACUUCGCCGCUGCUCUGCUACCGACGCGGGUAUGUGGAUCUUUCCUCCUGCGUAGCCGAUGUUGGCUACGACACAUACAUCAUGCCAAGUGUGCCGCCCAAGUCUGAUGGCGGUGGCGGCGGUGACGGGGUGCAGCUCAAGGCAAUGUCCUUCAACGCGAUCGGAUGCAAUGAUGUCGAUGCCACGAUGCCACUGUAUACAAAAGUGUGGAUGGUUGGGCGAGGUCUCAUCGGCACACUGCCCUCGCAGCUUACUACCCUCACCCGCCUGAGCGAGAUCGAUGCGAGUGGAAACCAGAUAUCAGGCACGCUGCCUUCGCAGCUCAUGAACCUCACCAGUCUGUCUCUGCUUGGUCUGGCCUUCAACGCGAUCUCCGGCACAUUGCCUUCACAGCCCGCAAACUCUGGGCUUAUUCAGCUUGGCUUGCACACAAAUCAGCUCUCGGGCACGCUGCCUUCGCAGCUCGCGGACCUGGUUCACCUCUCCCUGAGCGAAAACCGUGCGCUCUCCGGCACAUUGCCUUCGCAGAUCGCUCACCUCACUCGGCUGAGACUGCUCAUGCUGGAUGCGACUGCGCUCUCCGGUACGCUGCCUCCGCAGCUGCGGGACAUGACCAAAAUGAAUUACCUCAGCCUGUACGACGACGCGCUCUCCGGCACACUUCCUUCGUAUUGGCCAAUGAACGUCUCCGAGAUACAGCAACUCUACCUGAGCGACAACGCGAUCUCCGGCACUCUUCCGGUUCGCCAGCUAGUGCCACGACUGCAGGAAGAGAACGGGCUUCAAAUUCUCAUCCUUUCCAACAACCAAUUCGAGCUCCCCAGCUCCCUCGAUCUCCACGCCCUCGCACAUGCUUGCAGCGGCCGCCUUUGCAAGGGCGUGCCACCUCAUUCGUGUUCUGCAUUUGGCAACGCUCGGCUCAGCAUGAGCAACCCAUACAAAUGCGUCCGGUGUCGGCUGCAGCCCGAUACUCUUUUUGCCCUUCUGGCCUUCUCCGCGUCGAUCGCCUCGCUUCUCCUCGUGAUCUUUGUAGGAACAAUGCUGCAACAUCCAGAAAUGCUCGAGCGGAGUUUGUCUACUGUGGCCAUUGGCGUCCAAAAUGCACAAGCCAUUGCCCUCAUGGGCCGAUUGCAUCUGCGCCUGCCGCCUACGUUUGCCCAUGUCGCACAGAUGUUGUCCGAGAUUUUCACUCUGGGCGUCCAUGCCGGGUGCCUCAUGGAAGGACGCGAGCGGGAUGCGGCUAACAUCGCCGCGACGAGCAGUGGGGAGGACAGAAUCUUUUGGGCCUUCUCCUACAUCUUCUGCGGGGUCGCGCUUGCCCUGUUUCUGAGCUCGUUGCUCGCGGAGCUGGCGCUGCACUGCUGCCGAUGGCGCCGGUCAGCUGACGGCGCCGUGGCAGCGUUGAGUGUCACCUUUACCCUGCUUCUCAUUGUCUCACUCCAGGCGACUAGUGCAAUCUUCGUGGCUGCAGCUGCACCCCAAGAGGAGCCUGCCGGUUUCCCCUUCAGGGCAGUCCCAGCACAUAUCGAGCUUAUUCGGGCCUUUCAGAAAGCGCAGCACAUUCAGCGUGUGAGGAGGAAUGCGCUAGUCACCGGUGGUAUCACUUUGGCGAGUGCGCUGCUAGCAGUGCAGUUGGGCGUGCUGCUCCGCUUCGUGCUCGCUCUGCGAACCUAUCAGCUUCUCCACCUCCAGGGCUGGCCGCUUCAGCAACCGCCAAGGCAUGCGCUCCGGUGGCAGCUCGUACUGUGGGCGCGCCAGGCAGCACUCUUACUCAUCUGCAUUGCAUGCGGGAUCUUUUUGCAGAACGCAGCGGACAAGCAGGUGGUGACAUACACAAGCACCGCGCUCUCGCUGCUUGUCGUUCUUGCGUCACUCGUCUGCCAGUGCCGGUUCCAACCCUUUAUCUACGACCAGCAGAACAAGCUUGAGGAGAUGCUGCUCUGCUUGCACGGCCUGCUGCUCGCCCUGGGCUGGGCAAGCGACGGGAUCGCUCGCAGCGCUGCUCACGCCACACCACUUUCCUCUGCACUCGAAGCGCUCAUGUUGCUCCUCUUGUUCGGCGGCAUGCUCGGCAGUUUCGUGUGGCUUCUGGGCGACUUACGCGAUGCAAAGCUCGACUUGGGCCGGAGGCUUGACAAGAUUGGCGCCGCGAUCGACGAACCUGUGCACGAGCGGCUGCUCGCUGGCGAUGUACGGCUGCUGAGAUGUUCGUGGCUGAUGGACCACGAGGCUUCGAACGCGGCGUUCGACCGGGACGAGCGCGGCACGCCUAUCAUUCGGCGCCUGCAGGACCUGCCCGACGCGGCGUUUGCGAGCCCGGCCGAGGCAGAGGCGCUUUAUAGCGCCGGCGAGCGGAAGGUGCUCGUGCUAAGCCACGGGUGGCAGACGCCGGGCCACUGCGACCCCCACGGCACCACGCUCGAGCGCGUGCGCGCAUUCCUCGCGACCAAAGCGGCGGCGCACAGCGAGUGUUUACUCUUCUGGGACAUGGCGAGCCUUCCCCAGCGGCCGCGCACUGCCAAUCUCAAUGCGUCGUUCCGCCGCGCGUUGAAGGAGAUGGGCUCCUUCUAUGCAAGCAUUGCCAGCACGGCGGUGAUACAGGUCAAGCACAUGCCCGAUCCCGCCCAGCUUCCCAAGGCGGCUUGCGUCACCGUUUCGAACUUGCCCGAGAGCGCCACCGAAGCCGAUGUGCGCGCAGCGCUGUCUGGCUAUCCAGCGUGCAAUUUGAUCGAGCUGUCCUGGGAGGACGAGGAGGUGCUGCCGGGGGAAACGCCAGAACGUAAGAAUGGCAGAUAUAUCGCGCGCUUUGCGUCGCACGAGCAGGCGUGCGAGGUCGUGAAGGAGCUCAAGACGGCACGGCCGCCGGCACUCGCAGGCGCAGGCAUAUUUCCCUACUACAACAGCCGCCCGUACGAUGAAAGAGGUUGGUGCGUCUUCGAGCAAGGCGCGGCGAGCGUCGUGCUGGCGCACUUCGAGGAGGCGGAGCGCCAGGGCCGCACGCUACCGGCAAGGCUGGCUGCGGCGCAGGCGGCGCGGCGUAAGGUGAUCGAGGUGAGCGACGACGGCACGCCGAAGAAGCUCGAGCAUGGAGGGGUGGCGCCCGACCUGAGAGGGGUGGCGCCCGACCUCCUGCUGGACGAUGUGACGGACAAGCUGCGCGAUGAGGGCGGCGACGUGCGCUUCACGGGCACGGGCGAUCGCGCGAUGGUGUGCGAGCUGCUGACGAAGUUCGAGUGGACCAUCCACACUAGCUUGAGCAUGGGAGUGAACCUCACAGAGUCCGCGCGCAGAGUCUUGGCCCGCCCGGCGACAGGCUGGUGCUGGCCAAUCCUGAGAUAUGCCUCGCUCAAUAGAGUCGAGGCAGUGCGGGAGGUGCAACUUGGGGCUGAUACGAACGCUUAA